Molecule: messenger RNA, 906 nt
Organism: Trichobilharzia regenti
Lineage: Eukaryota; Metazoa; Platyhelminthes; Trematoda; Strigeidida; Schistosomatidae
Source: the annotation of a GenBank genome assembly
CUUAAUUUCUAUUGGUUAUUAAUAAACCCUUAGCAUAUGUAAAUUACCAAUCACACUACCCUUUCCUUCCUUGCCUCGUUAUUGAUUUAACAAUUGAUUGGUUAUUUCGCCCCCAAUCAAUUUAUUGGAACAGCGUCACGUUUUUGAUUUGAUCUUAUACCCUAACUGUAUUUGUUAACUGUUCAUGUUUAUAACAUUACAAAAAUGAGUCAAGCAUGUGACUGGAAAGACGAAAUCAUAAAGAAACAAUUGCAGAAAGAACGAGAAAGAGAUGUGGAAAAGAGAUGGGAGGAAGUAAUGUCCAAAGAUGGUGAAGGAGCGCCCGAUUGGCUUAGAGAAGCGGCUAUGAAGAAAAAGCAGAGACAAAAUUUAAAAAUGCAAGAUGAGAAUUUAGCACCGUGGAUGAAAGAAGUGCAGCGGAAGAAUGCUGGUUUGGCAAGGAAGAUAUCAGAUGUUAAAAACAUGGAAGUCGAAAACAGUACGGACUAACUGAAGCAGAUUAUUUUCAUGGUGCGUUUCCUUGUUUUCCAAUAUUCAAGAGCUGUUUGUUUGAGUUUUUGAAAACCAUUAGUGAGCUAACUUAUUCAGUAUGCUUAUGUGAACAGUCUCCAACUUUUUGCCAUGUAUGCGCAUAUAUAUAUAUAUAUAUAUAUAUAUAUAUAUAUAUGCAUAUCCCAUAAUGAUGAAUUCUUAUCUUGUACAUUAUAAUCUGUUUCACUUAAAAGCUUGGCUUACGAAAAUCAAAAUAUAUUUGUUGAUAUGAAUCCUACGUCUCUUGUUGUGUAGAGAUCUGCAUAGUUCUCAGUAAGAUAUAAUUGCAUUUCUUCUUAACCAUCUAUUUCUGCUCUUAUUAUUUUGGGGUUUGUUCGAUUCAGUUCUCCGCCCGCAAAAAUGUAGAUAAGCGUG